AUGGAUGAGCAUGUGGUUAAGAGAGCAGAUGGAGGUCAGAGUUUUUCCAUGAGGUCUGGCAUUGUUUUCAAAGAUCAAAAUAAUGAAGAUCGAAGUAUUCAGCGUCGCGACAGGCUGGGGUGUCGUACCAGGCAUAACACCGUGAGAGGUGCCCAAAUUGACACUCAGGAAAAAUCCAAAUAUGCAAGAGCUUCAUUCCAUGCCAUGAAUGGUAAGGUGAUAGCUGGAAGCUCUUCCAAAUCAUCUUCUACUUCUAGGGGAUAUGGAAGGUCUUUCAAGGAGCAGCCGAAUCAAAAAAUUUUAAGGGGCUCAGCUGUUGCAGAAACUAGUAGCAAGCAGCAUGAGAUUGACAAAUUAACCAACAUUGAGUGUUUAAAGAAUCUAAAUUCUGAUGAUUCACGAAGAGGGAAAGAACAUUUAGAAUACACUGCCACAGUCAUAGGGCCCUUAGAAACUGAAGAUACAACUGAGUCAACCAUCAGUGAUUCAGUAUGGAAACCACAUAGACAAAUUAAUGGAAAUUUUGGCUCAGGAAAACAAGACCCUUCUUCAAGGUCCUUUAUGCGAUGCCCAAAUAUGGCAUAUACAUACGCCAGUCAUCCUGCUAAACCUGUUUCUCAAAGGUUGAGCUCUGGUGCAGAGGGCUGUGGUCUUAAUAGGCUAAGUUGCACAUCAAUAUCAGAUGUUCUUUCUUCAGGUGCUUCAUCCUCUGGUUUCACACAUCAUGGGAGGGUUGAUACUGUAAGAAAACGGCCAUCUGAAGGAGAAAGUUCUACUUCCAGAUGCAAGGGUGCAGGUGCAUCAUCGACUGAAAGGUAUGUGGUUUCCAUGCAUACUGGUUCUGGCUCAAGUUCAUCAAGUAUGAGUAAAGUAACACAUCAGCCAGUGUCAAGAAGGACCAGAAACCAACCUACUACUGGGGAUGGUUCAGUUCCAGUUGGAACUGGGAGGGCUUCUACUGGUGAAAGUCAAAGGAGGCUAUCCUUACAAGCUGACUACAAUAUCCUUCCAUUGGAUGAACCCAUUAUGCUUCCCCAGUACCAGCGGAAUCAUUUUUCUCUUGCAGAAGUACCACCUGAAAGUUCAUCAAGAUCAUCACAUGCCUUUCGUAAUUCAUAUGGACGACCAGGAUCAAGCAGUCAGACUUUUCGAAGUAGGUCAAUGUCUCAACCUGAGGAUAACAGCACACCAAUGCUCUUUGGCUCUUCAGGAGAUGGCUAUCAUCACUUCAAUGUGGAGGGAAUUGCAGAGGCGCUCUUGGCACUUGAACAUAUUGAACAAGACGAGGAACUGACAUAUGAGCAAUUAUCGGUGCUGGAGACAAGUUUGUUCUUUUGCGGGCUUAGUUUCCAUGAUCAGCAUAGAGCCCUGAGGAUGGACAUUGAAAAUAUGUCCUAUGAGGAAUUGUUAGCUCUUGAGGAGAAAAUGGGUACUGUAAGCACAGCUCUCUCAGAGGAGCAAUUGUCUAAAUGUCUCAUGAGAAACGUAUAUGAACCCACCUAUCAGGCCACUGGAAUUGCUGUCUGUGGUGAUGAGAAUAUGAAAUGCAGCAUUUGUCAGGAAGAAUUCAUCCGGGAACAAGAAGUAGGCGAGUUGCAGUGCGAGCAUCUCUACCACACGACAUGCAUCGAGCAGUGGCUUCGGCGGAAGAACUGGUGCCCCAUCUGCAGGUCAUCUGCUCUGCCAUUGUAGAGAAAUGGUGAAGAUCUCACAUGUUUAUGUCCUCUGUGAAUACAAACUUUUCUUCCUUGUGAUAAAUCUAGGAUAAUCCUUGUAAUAAAUUUAGGAUGCUCCUAUGUGUACGUUCUGUUCCCUAAUGUUACAACAACAUUAUUGGGAUGAUUCAGUGAUAACUUUAGCUUUCCUAAAAGAAUAUUCUUUGGGGACAAAUAUGACUCAUGUCAUACAAUUUAGAGUUAUAUAUUUUAAAAUUUUCAUUUGAUGAUCCA
Messenger RNA from Musa acuminata AAA Group (dessert banana), 1949 nucleotides. RefSeq lists its product as uncharacterized. Bases 1 to 1692 code for a protein of 563 amino acids. Lineage: Eukaryota; Viridiplantae; Streptophyta; Magnoliopsida; Zingiberales; Musaceae. Gene Ontology annotation, molecular function: ubiquitin protein ligase activity. The record is from RefSeq and is a predicted model, not a curated record. The transcript has 5 exons.